Messenger RNA from Xenia sp. Carnegie-2017, 2241 nucleotides. Its product is annotated as E3 ubiquitin-protein ligase rnf146-like. Gene Ontology annotation, cellular component: cytoplasm; nucleus. NCBI's taxonomy places the organism in Eukaryota, Metazoa, Cnidaria, Anthozoa, Malacalcyonacea, Xeniidae. Gene Ontology annotation, molecular function: ubiquitin protein ligase activity; zinc ion binding; poly-ADP-D-ribose binding. The record is from RefSeq and is a predicted model, not a curated record. Bases 1155 to 1979 code for a protein of 274 amino acids. The transcript is spliced from 2 exons. Gene Ontology annotation, biological process: ubiquitin-dependent protein catabolic process; Wnt signaling pathway.
UGAAAAAAUCACAAUUAAAUAUUCUAAAAAUAAUUCGACGAGUGAUUAAUUCUUUAUUCAUGAAUUGACAAGUUUCGGCUGAACUAUUAUUCAGCAUUACGACAUCAAGUUAUAUUGGGAAAGCAUAAACAGAAAUCACUUUCAUUUGGCUUUAGCUUGGCGUUUCUUUCGUCUUCCUUCCGUCUAUUCUUUGUCUUCAUGACACUGCGAGCUGACACGAGCUUAAACAGUCAGACGGUUUCAAUAUCCCACAUUCCAUGCAAUACAACGUUAUCAAACUGUACAUUUAAGAGAAACACUUCAGGACCAUAUGAUGAUUCGCUAAACCAAGAAAAUUACACACUUCAAUACAGACUCGUAUCACAAACUCUUUUAAAACAUUGCCAACUCAGUUCUUCAUUUCGUUGUGUACAUACACUAUCUCGUAGUUGCGUCGCAUUCCGUAUAAAAAAAACAAUUCCCAAGGCCACUGUAGCACAUUAAGGCGAUAGCGGCAAUAAAUAUAAUCGUGCAAAUAGUACAAGGUCUGCGUUCAAGGAAGAAACUUGCCAAAUAUAAAGUCAUAAACAUUGAGUGAUGCUGAAGAAGGAACAAGUUCGCUGGUUUAGGUAUCAACAACAACGGUAAAAGCCAUUGCAAACAAUACAUAUUUCUUCUUGGCAGCUCGUUCUUGUCUUUAGAUAAAAUAUAUAAAUUACUGUAGUUCAUAUACUGCUUAAAGAUUCUCUAAACGUCAUUGUUUUUGCUUGAAAUUCGAGACAACUUUUGUCAAUUUUGUUUCAUAAUUCGUGAUGAUUCAUUGCAUUCAAUCGUUUGAUUUGUUCGGAUUACUGGAAAUAUUUGUCGCGUUAAAUAUUUCCUGUACAAAACUCCUUUAAGGAGUUCUAGAAAUUUCAUUCUUUUUAUUACCAUUUCGUCUAUAUUUAGUUAUAUAGAACGUUUAACAGCUAGUCAAAGAAAUCUUUGGGCUGUAAUUAAGCUUUGGAUAUUAUGGAAAAUAUUCUUGAAUUGCAUUGUUAAAAUAUUCGCCAAAUUGAUGCUUGUUCGACAUUUUUUACCCGACAAACAUAGCGAUCGUUUAUCAUCGAAAGUGAUAGUGGUUUUCAGUUAAAUGAGUUUGAGAAUCUCUUUCAAAAUAUUGACUUUAUUCGGUAAUGGCUGAGCGAGAAGUUGAAGGGAUGGAGAAAGAAGAACGUGUAGAAUCUAUGGAUGUAGAAAAAGAAAAAAUUGAAAAUGAAGAUUUACAAUAUAUUCCUGAGUGUCCUGUUUGUUUACAAACGUGUACCUUGCCAGUGAAGCUUACUUGUGGACAUAUAUUCUGUUUUCUUUGUAUAAAAGGCGUUGCAUUUCGUAGCCGAAGAUGUGCCCUUUGUAGGAAAGAUGUUGAUUUGAAAUAUUUUGACAAUCCUGAUAUUGUCCAUCUUGAUCCAAAAGUUUCCUUAGACAAUGAAGCACAUGAGGAGUCAUCAGAGGAAUUAGAUGGAUAUCAGUGGUAUUAUGAAGGACGAAAUGGGUGGUGGCAGUAUGAUAGAUCAUCCUCGGCUGAAAUUGAGAAGUCCCAUAAGGAAGGAAAGAGACUGUGUGAACUUCUUAUUGCGGGAUUUUCAUAUUUUGUGGAUUUUGAAAACAUGGUGCAGUUUCGAAGACUGAACCGCAAACGAAGAAUUAAACGGGAUGUUGUUGAUGCGGAGAAGAAAGGUGUUGCUGGUGUAAGGUUCGGAGCUCAGAGAUUGGACAAUCUUUCAAACAGGCAGAGAAUAACAUCAGACAAUGAUAGAUCAGAUAAUGUCUCAAACAGACAAAGACCAACAUCAAACAAUCAAGGAUUGGAUAUGUUCUUCAACAUUCAAAGACCAAUGCCAACUGACAUUAAUUUAUCCACUGCUGGUGCGGAAUUAGAAAGAAUGGUGAUUGGAUCUGUUGACAAUGAUGAUGAAAAUCGUAAUAAUUGUCUUGUUCAAACAGACAACACUCCGUAGCUUUGAUACAUUCAGAUAUGUAUAAAAUCAUGAGCUUUUGGCAGAUGUUUUAAACAAGAUCUCCAUUUCUCAUUGGUUUGGUUAUAAAACAUAGAACACUCAUAAAAAAAGAAUAUUUAUAAAAAAAAUACUCUUGUUUUUAAUGCUUUCCUCUAUUAAUUACAAUCUGCUGUGAUAAAAUUACUAAUUUUCGGCCAGAUUAAUGAUAAAGUCAUUUGUAAUUUACACCAGAUGUUUUGAAUUAAAAUGAACUAACUAUUGA